AUGGCUGGCAGACACGUCUUGCCAACGCAGCUUCGAGGUGUCUCAUCGGUAGCCACCGUAAGAGCUUCGACAGCUUCUUUAUCAUUCUCCAGGCGGUUCUCCGCAGAUUGUCCUCGCAACCAGACAUCGGCAUCUACGUCCAAGGUACAAGAUAAAAAGACCAAAGAUGAAAAUGAAGAGGGGCGAGAUAAUGCUAUGACGCGCCGUUUGGAGCAGAUGACCGAAGAUGCCAUGCUAGAAGGUGGACGUUCAGCCCGCCGUAACAUCGAGCAUGCCGGGUUUUCGGAAGAAUUGAAGAAACAGCUCGAAGAGCGAAUAGCUGCAGCUUCAUUCAAGAGCGAGCACGCUGCAGCUCACUCGAUAGUUGAUAUGCCCGCUGGUGCAGGCCAAGGCACAAGAGAAAUGGCUGCUGCUCCUACAUGGACCGGAGAGGAAAGAAUGGAAGAUACGACAUUGCGCAUGCUAGACGACGCAAGCAAGCCAAUCCGCAUGCCCUACAAAAUCCCCCAACCAGUCAACCUCCAGCCAGCCUCACAACCAAAGAAAUCCCAUGGCCAACGCUUAGCAUCGGCAAAGGAGCGCACAUCCACUUAUGCAUUGUCCCAGGGACCCGGUCUUUCAGAAGAAGAGCGCGAGAAAAUGCGCCAACAAAUGCGCGAGAAUCUAUCACCAGGCGCGCGAAGCAUGCCAAUCUCCAUCUCAGGUCUGUCAUCGCUGGCAGACGAACGAAUCGAAGACGCUAUUGCCCGCGGACAAUUCAAGUCCAUCCCUCGAGGCAAAGGCGUCAACACCGAGACAGAUCAUAAUGCGAAUAGCGCAUUCAUCGAUACAACCGAAUACUUUAUGAAUAAGAUCAUCCAACAACAAUCAAUUGUACCACCAUGGAUCGAAAAACAACAACAACUAGCCUCGGAAACAAGUCGCUUCCGUGGCCGUCUGCGCGCAGACUGGAAGAGACAUGCUGCCAUGUUAAUCUCCAGCAAAGGCGGAUCCCUAGAGGCACAAAUGAACCGCGCAAAAGCAUACGCAGCCGCCGAGAAAAGGCUAGCCGAAAAAGCCCAGCUGGAAGCUUCGCUGCGUGAACAACCAUCUGUUUCUGAGAUCAACGCCGAUGGCCGCAUAGUUCAGAAAGCCGAGUCAUCGCCAUCUUCAUCUACAAGCAACGAAGGCGACGAAGAACCGGCUGAGAAUCUUGCUCAUCUGUCGCCGCUGCGCGAUCCCAACUAUCUCGCUAUCGAGCGUGCUUAUCAUGAACUUGCUGUGAAACAGAUCAAUUCCCUUGCACGUUCAUAUAAUCUCCAGGCUCCGCCCAGCGCUCGAAAGGGUUAUCUUGAUCUCGAGCGAGAGCUUAAAGCGUGCUUUGCGGAUGUUGCGCCUCAGCUGGCGGAGGAGAUCAGACGCCGGGCGACUGAGCGCGCUCGUCCGUCGUCGAGCGUUGCGCCGGCCUCAACAUCGCUUGGGUCUUUAGGCAUGGCACAGUCUGCGCGGGUCCGUGAUGAGGAUAAGGCGAAGGGGUAUGGCAUGAAGGAGCUGUGGAGGGAUUUAUUCGCCAAGUAA
This is a messenger RNA of Penicillium nucicola, 1557 nucleotides long. RefSeq names its product DnaJ family domain-containing protein. The transcript is spliced from 2 exons. NCBI's taxonomy places the organism in Eukaryota, Fungi, Ascomycota, Eurotiomycetes, Eurotiales, Aspergillaceae. The coding region runs from base 1 to 1557 and encodes 518 amino acids. The record is from RefSeq and is a predicted model, not a curated record.